AAUAUUUUAAAGGUUUAAUUUUGUAGAGAAUUUGACCUUACGUCAACGCUAGUACGGUCAAUUUACCUGAAAUGAUCUCUCCACGUAUAUGGAUACGGACGGUGUGAAUACAAGACAUACAUCACGUAUGGUGACGUAACUUCGUAGCGAGGCUCGGUAAUCAACCUGCUAAUCCGCGUCCCUUAUUACCACGACCAAGUAUCAAAGUUUAUCAGAGCAUUAAAUAUCUCCGCAUCGAAUUAUGCACGAGCUAUAAAUUCGAUUCAAUCUAUCAGAAGUACUUGCAAGCCUUACUAAUAGACUCUUCUUUCUGACCAGAAAAAUGGCUUUGAAAGGAACCGUCGUCUUCUCCACCAUCGGACGCCCCUUCUAUGGCUUCGACAUUUUCUCUAUCACUCUCCCCUAUAACUUAGAUGCCGUUAAUGAGUUGACAGAACGCCGUCUGACAGACGGCAAGUCCGUUGACUUCAACGGCCAGUUCCUCGACGAGUCUAAAACGGUGGUUUUCGUCUCUGAGCGAACCGGCGCACCGCGACUUUACCUCACGCAGCCCGUAAGUCCCGUCCCUACGCAGAUCCCGACCGUUCCCGAGAGCCUCUUUCUCGACCGUCCGAUCAUCAAAGACGGACGGCUGUACUUCGUGUCAGCUCACGAGAAGGCCGAUAAGAUGCUGAACAGCUGGACGGCUGUUUACACGGCCGGACCCGAGGACGGAAAGAUCACUCGCCUGACACCGUACGGAGCAGUCGACUACAGGCCGUCGGUCUCCGGUACCGGAAAAUUCGUCGCCGUCGCGUCUUACGGACACCAGCCAUGGGGUGACGAGAUCCAGGAGCUCGACACGGACAUCGUCGUCUUCCGGCCAUCCGAUCCGGAGAAACGGACGGUGAUCUGCAAGCGUGGAGGGUGGCCCACGUGGUCCGGCGACUCGACGGUCUUCUUCCACCGGAAAUCUGAGGACGGGUGGUGGAGUGUCUUUCGAGCCGAUCUUCCGGAAAAUCUCGGCGGCGAAUCCGUCGAGCCGCGAUGGAUCACGCCGCCGGGAGUCCACGCUUUCACUACGGCGGCGUCAAAUGACGGUAAAAGGAUUGCUGUCGCGACGCGGCGGCCAGGGACGGAGUUCCGGCACGUCGAGAUUUUCGAGCUGGAGACCGAGUCGUUCUACCGAGUCACUGAGUUGCUGAACCCCGAGUUCCACCAUUACAACCCGUUCUUUUCUCCUGAAUCGGGGAUUUUGGGCUACCACCGGUUUCGCGGCGAGUCUGACUCUGGCGAGUCGACAAUUCCGCAUCUCGAACCGGUGAUUUCUUCUGUGAAAGAUAUGAGGCUGCUUCGCUUGAACGGACAUUGCGCUUCUUUCUCUCCCGAUGGAAAGUUCAUCGCCUUCAACCCGAAUUUGGAUACCGGAUUGGAUCGGAAUUCGGGCGUGCGGAUCGUGAGAUCGGACGGUUCGAAGCGGUGGACCGUCUUGAAGAACCGGAUCGCAUUCUCCACGACAUGGAGCCCGACCGAGAAGGGUGUAAUUUACACAUCUGUGGGGAUGAUCUUCGCGACCAGCAGAUCAACGGUCCACAUCGCGCGGAUCUCCUUCGACCUUGCCCAUCUGGACGAUGAUCGUGACGAGAUCGCAGCCGAUGUGAAGAUACUUACACGCGAAGAUACUGGCAACAACGCGUUCCCGGCCGUCUCGCCGGACGGAAAGUACGUCGUAUUUAGAUCAGGAAGGAACGGCCACAAGAACCUGUACAUCAUCGACGCCGUUGAUGGAGAAUUCAACGGUGGGAUCCGUCAGCUGACUGAUGGACCGUGGAUCGAUACGAUGCCGAGCUGGUCGCCGGAUGGAGAACUCAUCGCAUUCUCGUCCAACAGACACAACCCACAGAGCACCCGCGGUUUCAGCAUCUAUCUAAUACGUCCGGAUGGCACGGAUGUCCGUCGUGUCCACGUGGCAGGUCCCGCGGGUUCUGAUGAGGUGGACAGGGAAAGGAACAACCACGUGGCAUUCAGUCGGGACUCGACGUGGUUGAUCUUCGCGGGCAACUUGGCUGCGUUGUCUGCGGAGCCAAUUUCAACGCCGCAUCAAUUCCAGCCGUACGGGGACAUCUACGUGUCGCGGCUGGACGGGAGCGGGUUGGAGAGGCUGACGUGGACGGCGUACGAGAAUGGGUUGCCAGCGUGGCAUCCUAAUGGGGAGGCGGACAUGGGGCCCACCUCGGACGCUGCUGAUGCGGACAAGCUGCGUGGCCAGUUUGACGAUAUCAGAUGGAUUCUCUAAUUCCCAUGCGUAAAGACAACACACGUGCUGCAGUUACCAUCCAGACCGAGCUCAGAACUCGUUGGUGCUAGAAUAAAGUUGUGGGUCCCAUCAUGAUGCGUGUGUUUUAUCCAUGCCG
Messenger RNA from Magnolia sinica, 2393 nucleotides. RefSeq lists its product as uncharacterized. The coding region runs from base 323 to 2275 and encodes 650 amino acids. The record is from RefSeq and is a predicted model, not a curated record. The transcript has a single exon. NCBI's taxonomy places the organism in Eukaryota, Viridiplantae, Streptophyta, Magnoliopsida, Magnoliales, Magnoliaceae.